GGUGACUCAGCAGCGCCGGGAGGGGACRGUCACCAUCUCCCCGGUGCUCCCUCGGCUCUCGCAGAGCUCCCAGUGCCCGGCUCUGAGCUCCGUGUCACAGCGCAGCGGGGACAGGCGCGCACCGGCCGCGACAAAGCAGCGCCUCUGCGCCCCGCCCCGCGUUCCGGCAGGGCUGUGCCGAUACCGAGCAGAGAAGGGCACACACAGAGGGUCGGGGCUCAGCUCUGCUCUCCGCUCAGUUGGCAUUUCCUCACUGGAAUUCUCCCUUUCUUUCCCUGCUUGGCAGCGCGGUUGAGGAUGGACGUGGGAUCAGCCGGGUUGCUCGUCUCUCUCCUCCUCCUCCUCUCCAUCCUGUGGCUCCUGGUCCGGAGGAGUGACACCAAGAGGAGCCGGCUGCCCCCUGGCCCAGCCCCGUGGCCCAUCCUGGGCAACCUGUGGCAGAAAGAUGUCCUGCCCCUCUACAGGCACUAYGAGAAGCUCAGCAGCACCUAYGGCCCCAUCUUCACCGUGUGGCUGGGCCUGAGGCCGGUGGUGGUGCUCUGCGGCUACGAGGCGGUGAAGGAUGCCCUGGUGGGACACUCKGAGGAGUUUGGGGGCAGACCUGAGAUCCCCCUGCUGAUGCAGCUUUCCAAAGACUACGGAUUUGUCUCCAACAAUGAGAAGAAGUGGCGGGAGCUGCGGAGGUUCACACUCAGCACCCUGCGGGAUUUUGGGAUGGGGAAGAGCUCCAUGUCCCAGAAGGUGCAGCAGGAGGCUCAGUACCUGGUGGAGCUGCUGACAGAGCUCAAAGGCAAUGCCUUUGAGCCAAUGACCAUGUUCAGAUACGCAGUUUCCAACGUGAUCUGCUCCGUGGUCUUUGGGAGCCGCUACAGCUACAACGACUCUGCUUUCCUGGAGCUGCUCAAUGCCAUCGGGAACUACAUCAGCUUCUUCCUGUCCCCCAUCGCCAAGGUGUACAACACCUUUCCCAGCAUCAUGCACCACCUCCCGGGGCCUCACAAGAAGGUCCUGGCCGAGUGCCAGAAGCUGAAGGACCACAUCCAAGAGAAGGUGCAGUUCCACAAGCUGACUCUGGACUCCAGCUGCCCCAGGGACUACAUCGACUGUUUCUUGAUAAAAGCAGAGAAGGAGAAGGGCAGCCCAGACAACAUGUACAGCCACGAAGACCUGAUCAUGUCUGUGUUCAACCUGUUUGGGGCCGGGACGGUGACAACCAGCAACACUCUGGUGUUCUUCCUGCUGAUGCUGGCAAAGCACCCCCACAUCCAAGCCAAGGUCCAGGAGGAGAUCGAUGCUGUGGUGGGCAGUGGCCGUGCCCCCAGCACGGAGGACAAGCUGCGCAUGCCCUACACCAACGCCGUGAUCCACGAGCUGCAGCGCUUCCACAAGACCCGCAUCGAGAACUUCCCGCGCAUGACUACRCAGGACGUCCUGUUCAGGGGCUACACCAUCCCCAAGGGCACACCUGUUAUUCCGGUGUUUUCCUCUGUGCAUUCGGAUCCAACCCAGUGGGAGAACCCCAAAAAAGUGGACCCAGCGCACUUCUUGGAUGAGAAGGGCGAGUUCAGGAAGCGUGAYGCCUUCAUGGCAUUCUCAGCAGGGAAGCGGAUGUGCCCGGGGGAGGCGCUGGCCCGCAUCGAGCUCUUCCUUUUCCUCACCACRCUGCUGCAGAGCUUCACCUUCCAGCUGGCCAUGGAGCACAAGGAGAUGGAUUUGUUCUCCCUGUGGCUCGAGAUCGAGAGGAGGGCGAUCUCGGGCAAGUUCUUUGCUAUUCCACGCUCGGUGUCCUCCUGAGCAGGGACAGCGGGACAAGGAAAAGCUCUUCCAGGUGCUUCCACUGCUGACCCCAGAGCGAGCCCUGUGGCCAGGAGGGCACAGCCACAGCCACCACGGGAGGGACAAUUUGAGCUUGGAGUUCCUGCUCUGAGAACUGUUGGGCUCCUUUGGCACCAGCUCCUCAGGCAGCCUGCCCCCAGCCCUUCCCRGCACAUGCCAGGAGCACGAGGAGGGCAGCACUGCUCUUCCUCCCCCAUCCCCGCCCGUGCUGGUUGAGCUCCUGGUGGCAGGGCUGCCAGGGGCUCAUGGGCUGGGCAGGGGCUCUCCCAGUUGGUGACAGAUUCAGAGUGCUCUGCAAUAAAGGUAACCAUCAGAACAGGA
Malurus melanocephalus (red-backed fairy wren) is the source of this 2157-nucleotide messenger RNA. RefSeq names its product cytochrome P450 2C5-like. Gene Ontology annotation, cellular component: cytoplasm; intracellular membrane-bounded organelle. Gene Ontology annotation, molecular function: iron ion binding; oxidoreductase activity, acting on paired donors, with incorporation or reduction of molecular oxygen, reduced flavin or flavoprotein as one donor, and incorporation of one atom of oxygen; heme binding. Lineage: Eukaryota; Metazoa; Chordata; Aves; Passeriformes; Maluridae. The record is from RefSeq and is a predicted model, not a curated record. Gene Ontology annotation, biological process: xenobiotic metabolic process. The transcript is spliced from 9 exons. The coding region runs from base 298 to 1794 and encodes 498 amino acids.